Centropristis striata (black sea bass) is the source of this 791-nucleotide messenger RNA. RefSeq names its product mitochondrial ribosomal protein L41 (gene mrpl41). Bases 178 to 585 code for a protein of 135 amino acids. Lineage: Eukaryota; Metazoa; Chordata; Actinopteri; Perciformes; Serranidae. Gene Ontology annotation, biological process: translation. Gene Ontology annotation, cellular component: mitochondrial large ribosomal subunit. The transcript has 2 exons. The record is from RefSeq and is a predicted model, not a curated record. Gene Ontology annotation, molecular function: structural constituent of ribosome.
UGGCGCGCCCCCAAACACUGACAGUUCCACUAGCAUCUUGGAUUUUGAUUGGUGCAUGGUGUUACCUUUGGGCCAAUCACUGAGCAUUUCUUUGUAUAGUCCGGCACAUUGCUUGCACUGGACCAACAUUGGGCUCAAGGUUAUCUCUGUCCUGGAAGGAGGACACACUGUGACAUUAUGGGUGUGUUAUCCACGCUGUUCAGGGGUCUGGUGAGAGGAGCGGAUAGGAUGUCUGAGUUCACCAGCAAGCGCGGAUCAAGGACUCAUAAUAAAGGCAGGGGCGCAAGGCCCACUGGACUGAGACUUUCCAGUGGAAAAUUUAUAUCCAUACGGGCCAUGAUUCCUGAGAUUGUGGUGCCUAACUUGGAGGGAUUCAAACUUAAACCCUACGUAUCGUAUCGCUGUCCUCGAGGAACAGAGCCUCCACUCACAGCAGAAAGUGUUUUCGCUGAAAUUGUGGCCCCUCAGAUCAAAAAAGACUUUGAAGAGGGCACUUUCAACCAAGAACAGCUGGAAAAAUAUGGAUUUGAUCCCAAGCAGGAAGGGAAGCUCUUCAAACUGUAUCCCAAGAACUAUGUGCGUUAAGGAAGAACUCAGUAUAUUAUAUUUACAAAGAAACACAGACCCCAGAUGAGCCUGAAAGCUGCGGACUAACUGGCAUGACACCUUCAGGAAAACCUCAUAAAUUGGACUGUAUGUUAUGUUAAUCGAAAAUCUGUUUUCUCCAAUGGCUUAACUUUUCUGUUAUUCAAUCUGUCAACAAAAUAAAACUCACAGGGCUAUGAUCCAUA